CCGCCUCCUCUCCCACUCCCAAUUUCUUCUCAGAGCUCAGAGAUUUCCACUCCAAUGGCGUCCUUCUCCCAUUUCAUCCUCUUUUCAGCCAUUUUUGGGUGCUUUCUUUCACGCGCCCAAUCCCUCACUUGCUCUUCUCAAUCCUUCUCCAACAGAUCCUUCGCCCACUGCGACGAUCUCCCCCAUCUCGACGCCUUUCUCCACUGGACCUACGAUCCCAAAAAUUCCUCUCUCUCCCUUGCUUUUCUCGCCUCUCCGCCGCAUUCCGGCGGCUGGGUCUCCUGGGCCGUCAACCCCACUUCCACCGGUAUGGCCGGAGCCCAGGCCUUUGUCGCCUCUGUUUCCGGGAAAGCCCCCUCUGUCCGUACCUUCAACAUCUCCUCCUACUCCUCUGUUGUCCCCUCACCGAAACUCUCCUUCCUCGUCUGGGGCCUCGCCGCCGAAUUUUCCGAUGGUCGGUUCACUAUCUUCGCUUCCGUUAAAGUUCCGCCCGAGGCUAAGUCGCUGAACCAUGUCUGGCAAGUUGGACCGGAGGUCGACCCGGAUACUGGUGUUCCUUCUGUUCAUGAGUUUAAACCGGCUAAUUUGAAUGCCAAGAGCGUGUUGGUUUUUGAUAAGAAGGGUGGUGCUAGUCCUGCCCCACAUGCUCUCGACGGUGAGUCUCCUGCACCGUCGCCAGCGGUUGUCGGCCUUAACGAAGCUGCCGCUUCCGCCACCGCGCCCAGUACCGAUAAGAGUGGGGUCGCCGGAAGUAGAAGCCGGAAUUUCCGGCUGGUUGUGGGUUGGUUUGUGUUUGUUUGGGGAAUUAUUAGUUUCUGAUUUUAAUUUUAGAAAAUAAUAAUAAUAAUAAUAC
This is a messenger RNA of Cucurbita pepo subsp. pepo (vegetable marrow), 853 nucleotides long. Its product is annotated as cytochrome b561 and DOMON domain-containing protein At4g12980-like. Lineage: Eukaryota; Viridiplantae; Streptophyta; Magnoliopsida; Cucurbitales; Cucurbitaceae. The record is from RefSeq and is a predicted model, not a curated record.